AUGGCUUCCGAAACUCCUGCCGACACACAGGCCGACGCCGCAGUGUCGAACUCAGCUUCGCUCGAGAGCCGCAUCACCCUACCCUCAGCGGCUGAGACAGUCAGCGAGCCCCAGGCCUCUACCACCGCUCCCGAGGAGACAGAGAGCACAGUCGAGGAAGCGCAGCGUGACGGCGCGACAACCGAGAAGCACGGCUCAGAACUGCGAGAGCCAGAGUACGACGUGGAUGUGAAGCUGAGCGAUCUACAAGCGGACCCGAACAACCCGUUGCAUUCCGUAAAGACCUUCGAGGAGCUCGGACUUGAACGAUCUAUCCUAAAUGGCAUCUACAACAUGAACUUCCGCUCGCCCUCCAAGAUCCAAGAGUGGGCGCUCCCAAUACUCAUGCAUAACCCGCCGGCGAAUCUUAUCGCUCAAUCCCAGUCCGGCACAGGCAAGACGGCGGCUUUCACGCUCAACAUCCUCCACCGCAUCAAUCUCGAAACAAUGGCGCCACAAUCGCUUAUUCUUGCGCCGAGUCGGGAGCUGGCGAGACAGAUCAAGGGCGUUGUGGAGACUAUGGGUCAGUUCACAAAGGGUCUUGUGGUCACCGCAGCGAUACCGGACCCCAGCCGGCGAGGUCAGAAGUUCGAAGGACAGGUCAUCGUGGGCACGCCGGGGACUACGAUGGACAUGAUCCGGAGGAAGCUGCUCGACGCACGUCAGAUCAAAAUCCUCGUCCUAGACGAGGCGGACAACAUGCUGGAUCAGCAGGGCUUAGGUGAUCAGUGCAAGCGGGUGAAGGCACUGCUACCGAGAAACAUCCAGGUCGUCCUCUUCUCCGCCACCUUUCCACCACAGGUUAUCCAAUAUGCGACCCAGUUCGCGCCGAACGCGCAUCAAAUGACGCUCAAGCACGAAGAGCUCACGGUCGAGGGCAUCAAGCAAGUCUUCCUGGACUGCAACGGCGAGGACGACAAAUACAGGGUGCUGGUGCAGCUCUAUGGUCUCAUGACCAUCGCCUCCUCGAUCAUUUUCGUGAAGCGCCGCGACACCGCCGCCGAAAUCGAGCGCCGCCUCACGCAAGACGGGCACAAAGUCGCCCAACUCAGCGGCGCGCUCGAGGGCCCCCAGCGCGACGAGAUCAUCGACCGCUUCCGUGACGGCCGUGCGAAGGUCCUCAUCACGACCAACGUCCUCGCCCGCGGCAUAGACGUGCAAUCCGUCAGCAUCGUGGUGAACUACGACAUCCCCGAAACCCUCCGCGGUGAGCCAGACUACGAGACCUACCUGCACCGCAUCGGGCGCACAGGCCGUUUCGGCCGUGUCGGCGUCGCUGUCAACUUCGUCCACGACCAGGACAGCUGGCAGAAGCUGGCGAAGAUCGCGGCCUUCUUUGGCGUCGAGUGUAAGCCGCUGCCGACGGACGACUGGGACUUCCUCGAAGAGGAAAUCAAAAAGAUCCUCCGUAGCUCGAGGGCCGGGAAGACGACCAAGGAGAUGCAGAUGCAGACGGAUGGGGCGUCGGCGUAA
Messenger RNA from Coniosporium apollinis CBS 100218, 1512 nucleotides. RefSeq lists its product as uncharacterized. Gene Ontology annotation, molecular function: RNA helicase activity; ATP binding; RNA binding. The coding region runs from base 1 to 1512 and encodes 503 amino acids. The record is from RefSeq and is a predicted model, not a curated record. Gene Ontology annotation, biological process: poly(A)+ mRNA export from nucleus. Gene Ontology annotation, cellular component: cytoplasmic stress granule; nucleus. The transcript has 5 exons. NCBI's taxonomy places the organism in Eukaryota, Fungi, Ascomycota, Dothideomycetes.